GCCACCUCGGCUCGCCCCGGCAGGCAGCGGCGACGGGUCCCUUAGAGAGAAAUUGAGAAGACAUCUAGCAGGUGCUGUUAACACUGAUGAGAGAUCUUGUAUGCCAAGCCUGUCAGUAUUUGAACAGACCACAUCAUGCGUGAGUACAAGCUAGUGGUCCUUGGCUCAGGUGGCGUGGGGAAAUCUGCUUUGACUGUUCAGUUUGUUCAGGGAAUUUUUGUUGAAAAGUAUGACCCUACAAUAGAAGACUCUUACAGAAAGCAAGUGGAAGUAGACUGUCAACAAUGUAUGCUUGAAAUCCUCGAUACAGCAGGGACAGAGCAAUUUACAGCAAUGAGGGAUCUCUAUAUGAAGAAUGGUCAGGGGUUUGCACUAGUAUAUUCUAUUACAGCACAGUCCACGUUCAAUGAUUUACAGGACCUGAGGGAACAGAUCUUACGGGUCAAAGACACUGAAGAUGUUCCGAUGAUUCUGGUUGGCAAUAAAUGUGACCUGGAAGAUGAGCGUGUAGUUGGCAAAGAACAGGGACAGAACUUAGCAAGACAGUGGUGUAACUGUGCCUUUCUAGAGUCGUCUGCAAAGUCUAAAAUCAAUGUUAAUGAGAUCUUUUAUGAUCUCGUCAGACAAAUAAAUAGAAAAACACCAGUGGAAAAGAAGAAGCCUAAAAAGAAAUCAUGUCUGCUGCUCUAGACCCACAGCAUGCAGCAGAUCUGAGCCAGGAUUGCAGGAAUGAAGAACUGUUGCCUAAUUUGGAAAGUGCCAGCAUUCCAGACUUCAAAUGACUACACCACCAAUUAACAGUGUAUCCGAAGAGCUUCUCCUGUUUUUAUAUAUUAUGUGAAGAAUUUCGAUCUUAUAAUGGUUUGCACAAAGGUCCCUGGGAAAAAAGGAAAAGAAAAUUGGUCUGUGUAUAUCUCUUGGAAAUUAAAGACAAUAGCCCUCCUCCUUUGCAAUAGCAGUUAACAGAUGUGAUAAAUAUAAUUGACUCUAGUUGUAUGAUUAUACAAAGAGCAUGGAUGCAUUUCAGAUGUUAGAUAUUGCUACUAUAAUUUCAUAAUGACCUCUUACCAUAAUUCUUCUCCCAUCAAGCACUAAAAAGGUCAAUGAAUACUUUAUAUCUAUCGUGAUAGAUAUAACAAUACAAAUUUUAUCUUUUGAACUCACUGCAGCAAAUAACUUUCCAAGUCAUUGACUUCAUUUUAUAUUUAAAAAGUUACAGAAUAUCAUUAUUUUCAUUCUGCCAUUAUAUUCUAAUUAAAAUUGUGCAUAAUGCUUUGAAAAAAUGGGUCUUUUAUAGGAAAAAACUGGGAUAACUGAUUUCUAUGGCUUUGAAAGCUAAAAUAUAUAAUAUACUAAACCAACUCUAAGAUUGCUUCUUGUGUUUUAUUGUCACAGAUUAAAUUACAGCUUUUAUGAAUGAUUAAAUUUUAGUACAUUU
This is a messenger RNA of Euleptes europaea (tarantolino), 1438 nucleotides long. RefSeq names its product RAP1A, member of RAS oncogene family (gene RAP1A). Gene Ontology annotation, biological process: negative regulation of synaptic vesicle exocytosis; cellular response to cAMP; Rap protein signal transduction. Bases 136 to 690 code for a protein of 184 amino acids. Gene Ontology annotation, cellular component: plasma membrane. Gene Ontology annotation, molecular function: GTP binding; GTPase activity; GDP binding. The record is from RefSeq and is a predicted model, not a curated record. Lineage: Eukaryota; Metazoa; Chordata; Lepidosauria; Squamata; Sphaerodactylidae. The transcript has 9 exons.